AUGGCGCCCAAGAGAAAGGCACGCGUGUCACAAACGUCGAGUCCCGCACCGACACCCUCUCGCUCAAACACGACCGUUGCAGUCGAGAUCGAACAGCGCCGACGACCAAAGGCAUCAGACGAAACUCCGACUACGAAACCCUCUGAGCAAGCGGCAGAGCAAGACGAAGAAGAGGAGGAGGACGAGGAUGACGAGGAAGCUGCCAAUGCUGCCUUAGUGGCCGAUCCAUGGACCGACGACGAGGAGAUUGGCCUGUUCAAAGGUCUCAUACGCUGGAAGCCAACGGGCAUGCACAAGCACUUUCACCUGCUUUCUCUGCAUCAACAUUUGCUGUCGAAUGGCUACAUACAUCCCAAAGCACCGCAUACACGAAUCCCUGGCAUUUGGGCCAAGCUAAACGACCUCUACGAUCUAGAAGCGCUAGACGAGCGCGAAGACGCAAACGCUGCGCCUUGGUCCACGUCCGAAGACGAAGAUGAAGAAGAGGACGAAAAGGACGAAUUAGGCGAUGAUGAGGACGAGCCAGAACACACGCACGACACGGAAUUCGAACUCCCAGACGACGACUUUGGCAGCCUAGUCUGGCGCGCGCGUUUUCCAGGUUCAGAAGACGAGCAAAGUCGAGAAAGUUCACCGCCGUCACAUGAAGAAUUGGUUUCGAGGCCAGACAGCCCACCUGUACGCUUCACACCUUCAUUCGAGAUUCCUCUGUCAGAAGCACAGCAGACGCCAUCCACACGGACGUCUAAGAAAGCAGCGGCAUCUGCGAAGACGAAGGGAAAACAAGCACCACCAAAUCCUAGAAGGUCGAGUCGUGUGGCCGAUAGCGUCGACCCAGACGACGACAACGACGAAGAUGAGGAGGAAGAAGAGAGUGAGGAGGAAGACCAAAGCGAGCAGGAAAGUAUGGCCAGUGGCACUCCUGCGCCCAAAGCUUCAAAAUCAAAGGGUAAAAGGAAAGCUCCUGCUGCAAAGCCUAGGGCUAGUAAGCGGAGGAGGUAG
Messenger RNA from Aureobasidium melanogenum CBS 110374, 1002 nucleotides. RefSeq lists its product as uncharacterized. NCBI's taxonomy places the organism in Eukaryota, Fungi, Ascomycota, Dothideomycetes, Dothideales, Saccotheciaceae. Gene Ontology annotation, biological process: regulation of transcription by RNA polymerase II. The transcript has a single exon. The record is from RefSeq and is a predicted model, not a curated record. Gene Ontology annotation, cellular component: nucleus; NuA4 histone acetyltransferase complex. The coding region runs from base 1 to 1002 and encodes 333 amino acids.